Molecule: messenger RNA, 1503 nt
Organism: Fraxinus pennsylvanica
Lineage: Eukaryota; Viridiplantae; Streptophyta; Magnoliopsida; Lamiales; Oleaceae
Source: the annotation of a GenBank genome assembly
AUGGCUGGUGAGCAAGAAGAAGGAACGACAUUGGAGUUCACUCCAACAUGGGUGGUUGCCGCCGUCUGCACUGUCAUCGUUGGCAUCUCUCUCGCCGUCGAACGCUCCCUCCACUUUACCGGCGAGUAUUUAAAGAAGAAGAAUCAAAAGCCCCUCUAUGAGGCUUUACAAAAAGUUAAAGAAGAGUUGAUGCUGUUGGGAUUUAUAUCACUUUUGCUGACUGCGUUUCAAGCCCGUAUAGUAAAGCUUUGUGUGCCUGAUGAUACAAUGAAACAUUUACUUCCUUGCUCAUUGCCAUCCGUUGCUUCAUCAUCUGGUGGAGAAGAAUCCCUUAAAAUUAUUCCUAAUUCGAUGUUGCAUAAGCGGCGCUUGCUUGCUGAAGAUAGUGAAGAUUAUUGUAAAGCUAAGGGUAAAGUCCCGCUAUUGUCUCUUGAAUCAUUGCAUCAUCUCCACACCUUUAUCUUUGUUCUAGCAGUUGUGCAUGUGACAUUGUCUGUUCUCACUGUUGUAUUUGGAGGGGCAAAGAUUCACCAAUGGAAGCAUUGGGAGGAUUCUAUUUCAAGAGAUCGUUGUAAUACAGAACCAGCUCUGAAACCAAGCUUCACACAUGUCCAUCAACACGAUUUCAUCAAGAAGAGAUUUUCGGGCGUGGAAAAGCAUUCAGCCCUGUUGAGUUGGUUGCAAUCUUUUUUUAAGCAAUUUUAUGGAUCUGUUACAAAAUCAGAUUAUUCAGCACUCCGACUAGGUUUCAUUAUGACACAUUGUAGAGGAAACCCAAAGUUUAACUUCCAUAGGUAUAUGAUACGGGCACUAGAAGCUGACUUUAAGACAGUAGUUGGUAUAAGUUGGUAUUUGUGGAUAUUUUUCAUACUCUUCUUGUUGUUGAAUAUAAAUGGUUGGCAUACAUAUUUUUGGAUGGCAUUCAUUCCUUUUGUCCUUCUACUUGCUGUGGGAACGAAGUUGGAGCAUGUGAUUUCCCAAUUGGCUCACGAGGUUGCCGAGAAACAUGUAGCCAUUGAGGGUGAAUUGGUCGUUCAACCUUCUGACGAUCACUUUUGGUUCAAUCGACCUCACGUCAUACUUCUUUUGAUUCAUUUUAUUCUCUUUCAAAAUGCUUUUGAGAUCGCGUUCUUCUUUUGGAUAUGGGUUCAAUAUGGUUUCAACUCCUGCAUAAUGGGACAAGUCCAGUAUAUUGUUCCUAGGAUUCUAAUAGGUAUUUUCAUUCAGGUGCUCUGCAGCUAUAGCACGCUACCACUCUAUGCUCUCGUUACACAGAUGGGAUCACAUUUCAAGAAGUCGAUAUUUGACGACCAUGUGCGAACUGGCCUUCUGGGUUGGGCGGAGAAGGUGAGGAACAAGAAACGGUUGAGGACUGCAUCUGAUGGUUCCUCGCAAAGGUGUUCAACUGAAGGUUCUGCUGCUGGAAUACGUACGAGUGGAAUUUCGUCUCAGGAACUGGCUGAGGUUCAACCUGCAUAUGAUUCAGAGAAUUCGAAAGACUGA